Messenger RNA from Lodderomyces theae, 1215 nucleotides. RefSeq names its product cystathionine beta-lyase. Gene Ontology annotation, cellular component: cytoplasm. The coding region runs from base 1 to 1215 and encodes 404 amino acids. The transcript has a single exon. Gene Ontology annotation, molecular function: pyridoxal phosphate binding. Lineage: Eukaryota; Fungi; Ascomycota; Pichiomycetes; Serinales; Debaryomycetaceae. The record is from RefSeq and is a predicted model, not a curated record. Gene Ontology annotation, biological process: 'de novo' L-methionine biosynthetic process; transsulfuration.
AUGGCACCAAAAAAGAGUUAUAGCCUUGAGACAGAGUUGGUUCUUGCCAAAUCUAAUGACCAACACAAUGCAUCGGUCCCACCAUUGUACCAAUCGGCCACUUUCAAGCAGCCAUCGCUUUCCAACAUGGGUGAAUACGACUACACAAGAUCGGGUAAUCCAACAAGAACCCACUUGCAAAAUCACAUUGCCAAAAUCAUGAAGGCCAAACACGCAUUCGCAGUCUCAUCAGGUAUGGGGUGCCUUGAUGUGAUUACAAGACUCUUGAACCCGGGCGAUGAAGUUAUUGCUGGUGAUGAUUUAUACGGUGGAACGCAACGAUUGUUGACUUAUUUGAAUAAAAAGGGCGAUCUCAUUGUCCAUCAUUAUGAUACAACCAAUACAGAGUUGAUAAAGUCGAAAAUAACAAAGAGUACAAAGAUGAUCUUUUUGGAAUCGCCUACAAACCCAUUGAUCAAAGUGGUGGAUGUCAAGUCUAUUACUGAGCAUGCGCAUAAAGUCAACCCUGAUGUGAUUGUGGUAUUUGACAACACUAUGAUGUCACCAGUGUUGAUGACUCCAUUGGAUCUCGGCGUAGACAUACACUAUGAAUCAGCCACAAAAUAUCUCAAUGGACAUCACGAUAUCAUGGCCGGUGUGUUGGCCACCAGAUCGUCUGCAUUAGCUGAGAGAUUAUACUAUGUUAUAAACUCUACCGGGUGUGGAUUAUCGCCAUUUGAUUGUUGGCUCUUAAGUCGAGGAUUAAAGACAUUAGCCAUAAGGGUUGAAAGACAACAGGAAAAUUGCAUCAGGAUUGCCAAGUUUUUGGAAAAUGUUGGGUUUAAAGUAAGGUACCCUGGUUUGAAAUCACACCCACAGUACGAAUUACACAAUUCCAUGUGUUCGGGAUACGGAGCAGUUUUGUCGUUUGAGACAGGGUCUAUCAAACUAAGUGAGAAGAUUGUUGAAAGUACAGAUAUUUUUGGCAUUGCUGUAUCCUUUGGAUGUGUCAAUUCCUUGAUUUCAAUGCCAUGCAAAAUGUCACAUGCUUCGAUCGAUGCCAAGACUAGGGAAGAAAGAGAGUUUCCUGAAGACUUGAUCAGAUUGUGUAUUGGAAUUGAGAAUGUCGAUGACUUGAUUGAUGAUUUGACUAAGGCGUUGUUGAAGAGUGGCGCUGUUAGGAUUAACGAUAAGGAUGAGUUGUUUAAUGCUAUCCCUAUUCAACCCAAAUUAUAG